Capsicum annuum is the source of this 499-nucleotide messenger RNA. RefSeq names its product serine/threonine-protein kinase TOR-like. Lineage: Eukaryota; Viridiplantae; Streptophyta; Magnoliopsida; Solanales; Solanaceae. Gene Ontology annotation, molecular function: protein serine/threonine kinase activity. The record is from RefSeq and is a predicted model, not a curated record. Gene Ontology annotation, cellular component: TORC1 complex; nucleus; TORC2 complex. Gene Ontology annotation, biological process: negative regulation of macroautophagy; TOR signaling.
AAAAUGCAUCAAAAGUGGCAAAAUUCUCCAAUUACAUGCGCGCUGCCUUUGAAACAAAGCGUGAUCCUGAAAUCUUGGUCCUUGCUAGUAAAGUUCUUGGUCACCUAGCUAGAUCGGGUGGUGCAAUGACUGCAGAUGAAGUGGAACGUCAGGUUAAAGUUGCACUAGAAUGGCUUCGUGGUGAAAGAAUUGAGUAUCGUCGCUUUGCUGCAGUCUUAAUAUUAAAGGAAAUGGCAGAAAAUGCUUCAACCGUCUUCAAUGUUCACGUGCCGGAGUUUGUGGAUGCUAUUUGGGUUGCUCUGAGGGAUCCAACGUUGGCUGUUCGAGAAAAAGCUGUUGAGGCAUUGCGUGCGUGCCUUCGUGUUAUUGAAAAGCGUGAGACAAGGUGGCGUGUUCAGUGGUAUUAUCGAAUGUUUGAGGCUACCCAAGAUGGAUUGGGGAGAAAUGCGCCUGUUCACAGUAUACAUGGAUCCCUUCUCGCAGUCGGGGAGCUGCUAAG